UACAAUUUGAAAAUAAUCCAUCUUCAUUUCCCUGUAUCUAUGAAUUGAAUUUAACGGGACAAACAAGUAUUGAUUAAAUGGCGCAAUUAUUCAGAAUGCGCAUAUUUUGCGAGGGCCACCACCACACUUGAAAUAUAACGCUUUAAAGUGCCAUUAAUUUUGAAAGAAAAUCAACCGGAAGUGCAUCUUUUCUCUGUGUUAAGUUUGACAAAAGCUAAUUUGUAUUUUAUGACUAAAACUCAGUCGUUAAUGUGUCGCGAUCCAGAUGUUUUAUACAGUGUCAGGUUUAAUGGAUGCUUUUUAAUUCAUGCACACUGCACAGGGUGAACAUCUGGGAAGACGUUUGGCCGCAAUGUACAAGACGGACAUGACGGUAUGUUGUGUUUACUGAUGUUCGAGUCCGCAGCUGGAUGGUGUGGAAGAAGACACAGAUGCUGAGCUAACGAUGGACACCAGUGUGCUGGUUGUAUUUCCAAGGACGGACUUUAAAAUAAGUGCACAAGGAGACAUGGGGAGUGAGGGGCUUGUCGUUUCGAGCAGCGGGGUCUUUGGGUCAUUCUCGCCGGAGACCCGUAGUUAAGCAUUAGCUUGUUUUCUCCGUGGAAUGACGACGCCUGCUCCUCUCAGCCUCCUCCAGGCACACGGCUGCGGGUGAUGCUACCUGUCCCCGGCCACACGUUCCCGAUCGUCCGCAGCAAACUUUCACUGUGAACCAUGAAGAACUGCGAGUACCAGCAAAUCGACCCGCGGGCACUUCCGACACCCACACCGACCCCUCCUCAUCACCAGCAGGGGAGCGUCGGCAGAGAGGAGCCGCGGAGACCCAGGAGGAAGUGGGAAGUUUUCCCCGGGAAGAACCGCUUCUACUGCGAGGGACGGAUCGUCGCGGCCCGGCAGAGUGGGGUCCUGCCCCUCACCCUGGGCCUCAUCCUCGUCACCAGCGGGCUGUUCUUUACAUUUGACUGUCCCUUCCUGGUCAAACACCUGACCAGCUGCAUACCUGUUAUUGGAGGAGUCCUCUUCGUAUUUGUGGUCAUCACCCUGCUGCAGACCAGCUUCUCUGACCCCGGCAUCCUGCCCAGAGCCACACCGGACGAGGCCGCAGACAUCGAGAAGCAAAUUGACAACACAGGAAACACUAGCUUUCGGCCUCCACCGCGCACAAAGGAGGUUCUGAUCAACCAGCAGGUGAUCAAGCUCAAGUACUGCUUCACCUGCAAGAUGUUCCGGCCUCCACGCACCUCCCACUGCAGCCUGUGUGACAACUGUGUGGAGCGAUUCGAUCAUCAUUGCCCUUGGGUGGGGAACUGCGUAGGGAAACGCAACUACCGCUUCUUCUACACCUUCAUUGUGUCACUCUCCUUCCUGACCUCGUUCAUCUUCGGCUGUGUGACCACACAUCUAGCACUGAGGGCUCAGGGUGGAAAAGGUCUGGUGUUUGCUCUGCAAGAGAGUCCAGGCAGUGCAGUGGAGCUGGUGAUAUGCUUCUUCUCAGUAUGGUCCAUCUUGGGCCUCUCAGGCUUCCAUACUUACUUAGUUGCUUCCAACCUGACCACCAAUGAAGACAUUAAAGGCUCCUGGUCAGGGAAGAGUGGAGAAGAUGUCACUAAUCCAUACAGUCAUAAAAACAUCUGUAUCAACUGUUGUUCUGUGCUCUGUGGACCCAUGCCACCCAGCUUGAUUGACAGGCGAGGUUUCCUGCCCUCAGAUGAAUCUGUUCAGACAGACAGCGCGGAAAUCGAGGUGCCAACCGCGGCCACUAAAGGCGAGAUAAAUGUGUGCACACAGGGAACUAAAGGUCUGCUGGAGUCAGCCACUCUCCCUCCUCUCCUGUCCACCUCGUGCCCACAGGGGAAACCUCCGACAGCUCAUGCCUGUGCGGACAACAGUGCAGCGGUGAACUCUGACCCCUCACCGGUGAACUCCAUGGGCUGCGGGGCCCGCCACACCGCCGGCUCUCAAGGUGAUACCUCUCCUUCACAUCACACCAAGACUCACUCAAAGAAAAGUAAACCUGCAGCUUUACAGAUUCCCAAGCCCACUUUCGAAGCCCCUGUUCCCCCUACCUCUCCGGAUGCUGCCAGCUUCGCCCCUUUGCACUGACGGACCUUAUGAUGACGACUUUGAGUGAAAACCCACAUUGUUUGAAGCUUGCAUGCUGUAAAACAGUGAGAUACAAGUAUGCAUUGAUUUUUUCUCUUUCGUUGUGUGUUGGAAGUCCUGGGUGUGGUCAUUGAGGAAGGGGAUGACAAUCACAAAGAUGUAAUUUGUGGGAUGUCUGUAAAUGAUGGUUUAGUAUGGAAAGCAAUUUUAAAGAUGGACUGACAGAGCCACAUGUCCUUCAGUGGCUCUCAUGUGAAAUGUGAAUUGUCCUGAUGAUGCAUCAGGUGGAACAGUCUUUGUACGAAGGGUUAAUGCUCAGAAUGUGUAUUUGUAAAGAGAGAUGCUUCUCUUAAAGGGACAGUCCGUCCCAACUAUGGAAUUCACAAAUGUGAUUUCCAUACUAUUGUGCAGCUCAGUUUACAGUGUGAAUUUCAGCCAUUGUCUCCCUAAGCUGAAAAGCAGAGUUACAGUUUGUACUGAUGAUGUCAUGUCGAGGCACUGAGCAAUGGAACAAGUGAUGGAGUUUGGCGAGAAGCCGUGGCGCUUUUUCAAGAAUACGAGAGACAGUUUUUGCAUUAUUUCGUAUCUGAAUGCUCUGAAAACUCACAUUUAUGUACAAGUGGCUGACAAAUUAAAAGGAAAAACCUACAUGAAUUGUUUUGUAAAAACACAUUCAGUGCUCUUUGUGCUCACUGUGUGUGAGAAAUGUCAGUCAGUUUGCAGCCCAUGUAAUACAGCAGGAGAUUAUCAGGAGGAUUCACCACGAGCGAGUGUGUGUUAACAACCUUUCUAACUCGCAAAACUGAAAAAAACAAGAAGAAUCCAAAUAUUUCAGGAUGAAGAAGAGAAGCCACACACGUGGACGGCGCUAAGAUGUCAACUGAAAAAUGCAACAAGAUUCUAUUUUUGGUGAUAAUAAGGUGAUAAGGUCCGACGCUGACGUUGAUGUGCUGUAAAAAAAAACAUGUGAUCUCUGCCUAAAGGCUCUGGAGAAUUUUUCUGUCUUGUUGUCUGACCAGAGAAUCUCCUGCUGUGCUGUUCAUGUGUGAAAGUCAAACUCCGAAGAAACUCUGGACCCCAUUGUAUGAACAUUCUCGGGAGUCUGAAAACUGCUAUAGAGUUGCUAACUCUGUGGAAGUCGAUUUGAGGGUUGAACACCAUUCUUUCAAAAGAUAUUCCCUUAUUUUGUGUUUUUAUGAUUUUUCUUGGUUGAGACCAGGAUGAAUAACUGCUCCGGCUUAAGAAU
Paralichthys olivaceus (Japanese flounder) is the source of this 3349-nucleotide messenger RNA. Its product is annotated as palmitoyltransferase ZDHHC18-B-like. Gene Ontology annotation, cellular component: endoplasmic reticulum; Golgi apparatus. Gene Ontology annotation, biological process: protein targeting to membrane; peptidyl-L-cysteine S-palmitoylation. Gene Ontology annotation, molecular function: protein-cysteine S-palmitoyltransferase activity. NCBI's taxonomy places the organism in Eukaryota, Metazoa, Chordata, Actinopteri, Pleuronectiformes, Paralichthyidae. The record is from RefSeq and is a predicted model, not a curated record.